Messenger RNA from Daldinia decipiens, 1873 nucleotides. RefSeq names its product NUDIX hydrolase domain-like protein. Bases 308 to 1534 code for a protein of 408 amino acids. Gene Ontology annotation, molecular function: NADH pyrophosphatase activity; metal ion binding. Lineage: Eukaryota; Fungi; Ascomycota; Sordariomycetes; Xylariales; Hypoxylaceae. The record is from RefSeq and is a predicted model, not a curated record. The transcript has 3 exons. Gene Ontology annotation, biological process: NAD+ catabolic process; NADP+ catabolic process. Gene Ontology annotation, cellular component: cytosol.
UCUGUAUUACCAAUCAACAGAAAACUAAGACACACAUCCCGCAUAGAAAAUAACAUGUAAUACUUAAUAGUUACUAACUCUCCAAAAUCCGAUCCGACCCGUUAUUAUAUAUGUAGUUAUUUCUUAAAAGUUUAGCGUCGUCCUUGCAUUAUUUCUUGUCAAUAUCUAUGAUUAUUUUCCUAGGUAGUCUUUAAGUACAUAAUUCAGCUGGCUUCGUUUAAGAGCCCAAUCCAACCCCACCUCAGUUUAUUCGACUCCAACCUGAAACUAGCAACUCUCUUAACGCAAUAAGAAACAUUAAACCGUAAUGGGGCACCCGACUCCGGAUCUCCCGGUUCUUGCUGAAGACGACUCGAUGUUGUCGAGGAAAUUCGGCCGCGAGGUCGCCAACUACUUUAGCGGUAGCCCAUUGAACCGAAUCUCAUUUCUCAGGACCGAUUAUGGCUUUUUGCGCGCUGCCUUCGCUCAUCCUAGCGCGGCAUUUUUACUACUAGAUAACUUAUCGCCGCUUGCUAAAGACCACGCAAAUUUAUCCUAUGUUACUAGAGAUGUAGUAGUGCCGCUGACGGGAGAGGAACCGUUCAAAGAGUCUGAGCAGGAACAGCUUAAAGACUUCAACUCGGCUAUUACACAGCCUGUCGUCCUCUUCCUCGGUAUCGAUGAAAGGAAGCCCGACUUCCAGUAUCAUGAUUACAAAGGCAAACCGUACUUCGCUGUCGAUGUCACGCCUAAGGGUACCAUCGAAGCCAAAGCUAAGAGUAUCGUGGAUAUUGCUAAGGCCAACGGUGUCUCUUUCAUCGAUGGGAGGAGGCUUCUAACUUUAAAUGCCCCAGAUGCGGCGAUAUUCGCAGAAGCCCGUGCUUUGCUUGACUGGAAUAGCCGGAACCCGUUCUGUGGUGGCUGUGGUCAGCCAACUACGUCUAUCAAUGCCGGCUGGAAACGGUCCUGUCCACCGACAGAUCUAGCAGGUGUUUCUGAAGGCGGUGCACCAAAGGAGAGAGCCGACUGCCCCACUCGGCAUGGCAUAAGCAAUCUCUGUUUCCCGCGGACAGAUCCUACCGUCAUUAUGGCUGUAGUUUCGGCUGACGGCACCAAAAUGCUUCUUGGUCGAAACAAGCGGUUUCCUCCGUUUUGGUUCAGUACACUCGCAGGGUUCCUCGAGCCGGGCGAGUCCAUCGAGGAGGCGGUCCGUCGUGAGACUUGGGAGGAGAGCGGCGUGACGGUAGGACGUGUUGUGAUUCAUAGUUCGCAGCCGUGGCCUUAUCCCGCCAACUUGAUGAUCGGUGCGAUCGGCCAGGCUGCUCCUGGAGGCGAGACGAUCCAUCUUGGCCACGACGAAGAAUUGACCGACGCCAAAUGGUUCUCCUUCGAUGAAGUAAGAGAAGGCAUAGCGACCGGCGUUAGCGGUUUAGGAGAAUCAGCCCCGGCUGGAUACAAGGAGGGAGCUUUAAGAUUACCUCCGCAGACAGCUAUUGCUAACCAGCUGAUCCAAGCGGUUCUAAACGGCUACCUAGACGCAGUACCCAAGAUAUAACUAAGCGAUCUCAUAGCAGCUACAAGGGAUAGUGUUGCCCUUUUAUAAGAUACGAGGUGUCUGGUUAUAGGAGACGAGGUAUUGAUUUGGACUCUGGGUCCUUGAUACGGCAUGCAAAGUGAUUCAUAGGUAGAAUGGAGAACUAGACAUAGAUCAUCUAAACUUGCAGCAGAGCGGAAGGGCAAUAGACACAUGCAGUUAGAGACUAACUUAGGUACCUAUUGAAGUUCCGUUCGGUGUAAUAGAAGUGAUUAAACUGAGGUUAUAUCUUUAAGGAGGGAAAGGUGGGGGAAUGUCUUUCGCGCCUGUAUGUAGAACGAAACAGUACUUGGAUACAUA